UUCCUCACCUCUAUAUAAACAUAAGCCAAAUCCUCCUUUUCAACACACACUUAAUUGGAGCAGCAUCACAGCUCUCUUCUCUGCAAGAAGAACAAAAAAAUAGAGAAGGAAAAUGGGUGUUGCUCUUCUUUCACUUGUUAGGCACUUUGUUCUCUUUUUCAUCACAUUGGGUCUCAUUCCUCAUCAGCAAACUCUUGCAAGCAUAACAAGGCACUACAAAUUUGAUAUCCAACUGCAAAAUGUGACAAGGCUGUGCCACACCAAGAGCAUUGUAACCGUAAACGGACAAUUUCCUGGGCCUCGAAUUGUUGCUAGGGAGGGUGAUCACCUCCUCAUUAAAGUGGUUAACCAUGUUCAAAGCAAUAUCUCCAUCCAUUGGCAUGGGAUUCGACAGCUUCAAACCGGGUGGGCCGAUGGUCCGGCAUACAUUACUCAAUGCCCGAUGCAAACCGGCAACAAUUAUGUGUAUAACUUUACCAUUAUAGGCCAAAGAGGCACGCUUUGGUGGCAUGCUCACAUUUCAUGGCUAAGAUCAACCACCUAUGGCCCCUUAAUCAUUCUUCCCAAGCGUGGUGUUCCUUAUCCAUUUACCAAACCCUACAAGGAAGUUCCCAUCAUCUUUGGAGAAUGGUGGAAUGUGGAUCCUGAAGCAGUCAUAAACCAGGCCCUGCAGACUGGGGGAGGACCAAAUGUUUCUGAUGCUUAUACGAUUAAUGGCCUCCCAGGACCUUUGUAUAACUGCUCUGCCAAAGAUACAUUCAAGCUUAAGGUUCAAGUAGUUGGGAAGACAUACCUUCUGCGCUUGAUCAAUGCAGCACUGAACGACGAACUUUUCUUCAGCAUUGCAAAUCAUACCCUCAAAGUAGUCGAAACAGACGCUGUUUAUGUUAAGCCCUUCGACACCAACACCAUUCUCAUUGCCCCGGGACAAACUACAAAUGUUCUCCUCAAAACCAAGCCUAACUUCCCAAAUGCCACAUUUCUCAUGACCGCAAGGCCAUACGUGACUGGUCUAGGCACCUUUGACAACUCCACUGUUGCUGCCAUUCUAGAGUACGAAACUACUACACUUCACUCAAUCCUCCCAUUGAACAAACUUCCGCUCCACAAACCAAUUCUCCCAGCUCUAAACGACACAUCGUUUGCAACAAAGUUCGCCAGCAAACUCCGCAGCUUAAACACUCCAGAGUUCCCAGCGAACGUCCCGCAGAAAGUUGACAAGCGUUUGUUCUUCACAAUAGGACUUGGAACCAACCCAUGUAGCCAGCAGCAGCACAAAAACCAAACCUGCCAAGGACCCAAUGGAACCAUGUUUGCUGCUUCAAUCAACAACGUUUCUUUUACUAUGCCAAACACUGCCUUACUCCAAUCCCACUUUUCUGGCCAAUCAAAGGGAGUUUAUUCCCCUGACUUUCCGAUCAGCCCUUCAAUUCCAUUUAAUUACACAGGGGCCCAGCUGAACAAUACUAAUGUGAGCAAUGGUACAAAACUUAUGGUGCUUCCGUUUAACACUAGUGUGGAGUUGGUGCUGCAAGACACUAGUAUUCUUGGUGCUGAAAGCCAUCCUCUUCAUCUUCAUGGAUUCAACUUCUUUGUUGUUGGUCAAGGGUUUGGCAACUUUGACCAGAAUUAUGACCCUAGGAAGUUCAAUCUGGUUGACCCCGUUGAAAGAAACACGGUGAGUGUGCCCUCUGGUGGGUGGGUUGCCAUUCGGUUUCUAGCAGAUAACCCAGGUGUCUGGUUCAUGCAUUGCCACUUGGAAAUUCACACUAGCUGGGGCUUGAAGAUGGCUUGGGUAGUCUUAGAUGGAGAGCUUCCCAAUCAAAAGUUGCUUCCUCCACCACUGGAUCUUCCUAAAUGCUGAUGAUAGAAGUUUAGCUACUCAUUCUAAUAUUCUAUAUAUAACCUCUGAACCUGAUCAAAACAUGUCCCCAAGAAUUUUGUAACCCAUUGAUUUAUUCUUUGGCACUAUUGAUAUACUUCAAUUUUCUUUCAUUUUGUUUAUGCAGCCGAUUUGAGGCAACGCUAUCUAUCUGUAACAUUCAUAUUUCUUUUUUUGAAUAGAGGCUA
Messenger RNA from Rosa chinensis, 2070 nucleotides. Its product is annotated as laccase-17. The transcript has 6 exons. Gene Ontology annotation, biological process: lignin catabolic process. The coding region runs from base 113 to 1864 and encodes 583 amino acids. Gene Ontology annotation, molecular function: hydroquinone:oxygen oxidoreductase activity; copper ion binding. Lineage: Eukaryota; Viridiplantae; Streptophyta; Magnoliopsida; Rosales; Rosaceae. Gene Ontology annotation, cellular component: apoplast. The record is from RefSeq and is a predicted model, not a curated record.